Nicotiana tabacum (common tobacco) is the source of this 1370-nucleotide messenger RNA. RefSeq names its product serine/arginine-rich splicing factor SR30. Lineage: Eukaryota; Viridiplantae; Streptophyta; Magnoliopsida; Solanales; Solanaceae. Gene Ontology annotation, molecular function: mRNA binding. Gene Ontology annotation, cellular component: cytoplasm; nucleus. The record is from RefSeq and is a predicted model, not a curated record.
AUAUAUAAUAUAAUGUUCGUUUUCUGUUCCGCCAGAUUACCAGAAGAUCGCCAUUUCUCCACUUUGUCCAAAGCAAUAUUCUUCUUUGUCCACCAUAUCUCUUGUUCAGCAUAAUGGGGCGUUUAAGUCGGACUAUCUUUGUGGGCAAUCUUCCCGGCGAUAUUCGAGAGAGUGAAGUAGAAGAUUUGUUUUACAAGUAUGGACCUAUUGUGCAAAUUGAUCUGAAAAUUCCUCCAAGACCACCAGGUUAUGCAUUUGUGGAGUUUGAAGAUCCUCGCGAUGCUGAUGAUGCCAUUCGUGGAUGUGAUGGAUACAAAUUUGAUGGACAUCGAUUACGAGUUGAACUUGCACAUGGUGGGCGAGGAUCAUCAUCGUAUGAUCGCUAUAGCAGUCACAGUAGUGGGAGUCGUGGUGGAUCUUCAAGACGAUCGGAUUAUCGGGUUCUCGUCAUUGGACUACCAUCUUCUGCUUCAUGGCAAGACUUGAAGGAUCACAUGCGUCGAGCCGGAGAUGUUUGUUUCUCUCAAGUCUACCGUGACCGUGAUGGUGUAAGAGGAAUUGUGGACUACACCAACUACGACGAUAUGAAAUAUGCGAUAAAGAAACUUGAUGACUCUCUGUUUCGCAAUCAAUUUUCUCGAGCUUAUAUACAGGUAGGGGAGUAUGAUAAGAGGCGUAGCUACUCGAGGAGCCCAAGUCCAUAUUAUUCAAGAAGCAGGAGUUAUUAUGAUAAGAGGCAUAGCUACUCGAGGAGCCCAAGUCCAUAUUAUUCAAGAAGCAAGAGUUACUCAAGAAGCAGGAGUCCCCUACGAAGCUAUAGCAGCCGGAGCAGAAGCGUAUCUCCUAGGGGUAAAUAUACUAGUCGCUCUUCAUCUGUAUCACUUCCAAGGUCCUUUCCCCCUGCUCGCUCUGUUUCAAGAUCUCUAUCAAGGUCUAGAUCUCCUGUGUCAUCUCUACCUCGCCCUAAGCUUAUCAGAGCAAGCCGCAGCCGAAGCAGGAGUAUGUCUUCUUCUCGUUCUUCGGGGAGAUCCUAUUGAGACCUUUAUGGUAACAAUGGGCAGGUAGUAGCUGAAUAAGCAGAUGUAUUGUAGGCUGUUAUAGGAUGUUAAAGAAGUUGGCUAGUGUAUCUGGUUAUCUUGCGGACUUCGUACGUUGUCAGCCUCUGGAGGUCGAGCAUCAUAAUCUUGCUGGCUAGCUCGAGUUGUAGAAACUAUGAUGUACUUGACUCAUGUAGUUUAAUGAAUCCGUAUGUCUUCCCUAAUUGCUUAGCCAACUAGAAAAUAUUUAUACCUGAACUUACUUUGAUAAUCUAUGCUUUUUAUUUGUUUCAUAAUCACCUUAUAUACGAUGUUCUGGGCCAUCUUCAAAUA